UGCAGGUAUGGAUCGUAAGUACAAGCUAGCCGUCAUCUCCCGUGUCGAGCGCCAUCCAGAAAUAUGGGAUUUCACUUGUGAGGACUAUAAAAAGCAAGAUGUGCGACUGACUGCUUGGGAUCAGAUUGUCAGCGAACUACAGGCAGAAGGUUUUGACACAGAUCUGCAAUCCACUAAAACGACAUGGAAGAGGCUGAAGGACACGUUUUCAAAGCGUUUGAAACACUAUCCACCAGGAGCGGCAAAAGCAUGGGUGUAUGACGAUGAUCUCCAAUUUCUAAUGUCAACAUCGAACUCAGGUGCAGAUCAUUCGAUGACGGGACCAGACGAACCGGAAUCAGUUCCAGAUGUCAAACCAAUGCAAUUUGAUAAAGAAGGAAGUGUGACCACAGAGGAUGGUUUCACUGAUGCCAGCAGUGUUUCGGUUGCGUCGCCGUCGACAGGUGGCCACCGUCAUCGACCAAGUGGAGUUCGACGAUGUUUACCUACGAAAAAAGAAGUUGGUCGCAAAGGGUCCAGCGAAACUCCGCAUACUAACGGAUGUUCGAACGAAAAUGCCACACCUGAUCGAUUCGACAUCUUAGGUCAAUAUAUCGCGCAAACCCUGCGUGAACUCUCGCCGGAUGUGUCAUCGAUGAAGAUUUUGGAAAUCACGAAAGUGCUCCAUACACCCAUGCCUUCGGCGCCUAAUGGAAACAUUAAAACAACACCAUCAUUGAAGCCGUCACAAGCAACCCGCAAGCAAUGAUCCUGGCGGGCAGUUCAUUUGCCGACAAAUGAUAUCGUUUCUGAUUUUUACGUGUAUCGAAUAUGUUUUAAUUUUCUUGUUGAUUAGUAUCAUCGUUGUUAUUUCGCUAUCAUUUUCAAUUUAUGGAAAAAUCGCUGUCAGU
Molecule: messenger RNA, 890 nt
Organism: Cylicocyclus nassatus
Lineage: Eukaryota; Metazoa; Nematoda; Chromadorea; Rhabditida; Strongylidae
Source: the annotation of a GenBank genome assembly